CAUAUGCACUUUUCAUUCAUCAAACCAUAAUUUGAGGCACGACAUCCCGUAGUCCAGUAGUCUCAUGGCACGCGGGUUUUAAAUUUUGGUGUGGAUCCGUUUAUUUUAAAACGAAAAUGGAAAAGUUUAGCUUUCUUAAGCUACGAUUAAAAAGUGAUUGAGCGACCGGAAAUAUAUAAAAAUAAGGAACAUCUCACAGAAGUGCAAAACAAGUGCUUUUAAUAAUUAUUAUUGGUUUAUAAAGUGCCUCACAAACACGCUGUAUCGGGUAUUGAAGUCGAUUCUGACAAGUGUUUAAAUAAGUUUUUACACAAAUUCUAGACAAAUAUUUAAAAAUAUAUAGAAGUAACGUGUCUCCUCUUGCCGAGCUGAAUCAUCAUUUAACGAUGUUAUAAAGUGAUGGGGCUGUCCGUGUUCCGGUGUGUCGCGAGUGUCGCGUCUGUGGCGUCCGUGGCGUCUGUGGCGUUUGUGGCGCGCGUGUCAGUGUCGCGGGCGAGGUGGUGUGCGGGCGCGUAGGGCUGCGCGGUGGCGGGUGCGCGCGCGGCUCGGCCGGCUCGGGCGGCGGCGCAUGCACGCCACCGGACACACGGACCGCUCGGGCGGCGGCGGCGGCGGCGGCUCCUGGCGCCUCCCGCCCGACGAGACGCUGCAAGUCGCCGACCCGAAAUCUGCGAAGGAAGAGGACCUGUACCCCGGCGAUGGACACAAUUGGAGAAGCAUCAUAUUCUCAUUGAUGGUCAUCAGUUUUGUGAUAGCAGGCAUUGUCACAGCGAUUUACUUAUUGGGAUAUGUGGACGAGCUGCUGUACUGGUCGGGGCGUCGUAUGAGGCUGGACGAGUUCCUGCGAGGAGACCUGACUGGCGAACGUCUGCCGACCACGUGGGUCAGCUCACACCAGCUCGUGUACCAGGCGGACGACGGAGGUCUACUCGCCCUGGACACCUUCAACAAUACGCUAUACGUGCUCGUCACAAACCACACUCUCAGGCAGCUCAAUGUGCGAGGGUAUCAAUGCUCGCCAAAUCUACGCUUCGUGCUGUUCCAACACAACAUCAAAGAGGUUUACCGACGGACUUUUACUGCGCAUUACACGGUUUAUGACGUCACAAAUGACCACCAUAUCCCCCUCUUCGGCGAGGGUCAGAGCAGUUGGGAGUGGCAGCACGCGGCUUGGCUCGGUACAGAGGGUGCUAUCGUACUGGCUGCAGACAACGAGGUCUUGGCGAGACCAGCACCUCCUGCACGAAGAGCUCCCUUACUUCGACUUACAAAUGAUGCUGUCGCGGGCAGCGUUUAUAACGGGGUGUCGGAUUGGUUGUACCAAGAGGAGGUGACAAAAGAAUCAUCAGCGACUUGGGGAUCAUCAGACGGGGCUUUCGUGUUAUACGUCCAGUACGAUGACAGGAAGGUGUCUCAGAUGAGGUUCCCACAUAUUUCCUCAGGGAUAGGUGGCGCUGGUGCCUCCAGAUCAGGGUUUUUGCUUCCCGCUUUCAACAACAGUAACCCAACCAUUUUCCCUGAUCACGUAACGAUCAGAUAUCCCACGCCCGGUAGUUCAAUACCUCUCGUUAAGUUGUGGAUAGUUGCGGUACAAAACGUAACAUCUCCACCCAGGUGGGAAGUAAAACCUCCAAGUACAUUAGAUGGCAUGGAAUAUUAUCUCAUAUCAGCCCAAUGGGUGGGCAAAGAAAAUUCGCAUAUAGGAGUAGUUUGGAUGAACCGUGCACAGAAUCUAACUGUGUACAGCAGCUGUUAUGCUCCAAAUUGGACAUGCACUGAGACCCAUUCAGAAAAAGCCACUGAUGAGCCUUGGUUAGAAGUUCAUCAGCGUCCGGUUUACUCAGAAGACGGCAGUGCUUUUCUACUUCUAGCAGCAGUCCAAGAAGGCGGAGGCCAAUACUAUACUCAUAUUAAGCAUGUUGAUGUCCUCCGUCAACGCAUAGCUGUUCUAUCGCACGGUAAAGUGGAGGUGGCGAAGAUCCUGGCGUGGGACCAGGAAAACAAUUUAGUUUAUUAUUUAGGUUUUGACAUCGAAACGUUUCACUCGCGUAUACAUCCAGAUAUGGCCGCGGAAGCUAAUCGAAGUAGCGCAGAUAGACCGGGCCAGAGGCAGGUGUACGUGGUACGUGAUCCAAGCUACGGAGGAGCUAGCAACUCCGUCAGAGCUAGAGCUGAACGCGAGGAACCACGUUGCCUUACGUGUGAGUUGGCUGUAUGGCCUGCUCGGCUUCAUUACGCCAACUGCACCUUCUGGAGCGCGACGUUCCCACCUCCUAAGCCGAAGCGUGGUAUAACUCAUUACGUUCUGGAGUGCAGAGGUCCUGGGCCUCCACUCGCAGGUCUUCACGAUGCCAAGACUCAUAAGUUAGAGAGAAUUUUAUACGAUACGAGGCCUUAUAGAUCUGUACGAUUACGUGAGUUGGCAUUACCUUCUCGUAGAUCAUUUGAUGUACAAUUGAGUAGUGGCUCUAAAGCCCGUGUACAGCUUCUGCUGCCGCCCUCUUGGAGAGAAGAACUCCGCGACGCAGCAUUUCCUGUACUAGUUCACGUAGACGGUCGCCCUGGCAGUCAACAAGUGACAGAUGAAUUCCUGGUAGACUGGGGAACGUAUAUGUCCUCACGUAACGACGUAGUUUACGUUAAAUUAGAUGUAGCAGGCGCUAAAGGGCUACCCCGAGCGCUGUUACGAGGUCGCCUCGGUGGGGUCGAGGUGGCCGAUCAAUUGGCUGUUAUUAGAUAUUUAUUAGAAACAUUUAAAUUCUUGGAUGUAACUCGUGUUGCUGUUUGGGGAUGGGGUUAUGGUGGAUAUGUAACGUCAAUGUUGUUGGGGUCUCAGCAGUCUACUUUAAAGUGUGGUAUAGCGGUGUCACCGAUCACAGACUGGCUGUAUUACAACGCAGCAUUCACGGAGCGUAUCCUGGGCCAGCCGUCAGUUAAUUAUAAAGGGUAUGUGGAGGCUGACGCGUCCCAGCGCGCGCACCACGUGCCGCCGCACGCGUUGUACCUCGUGCACGGGAUGGCAGACAUGAGCGCGCCGUACCCUCACGCUCUGCAGUUGGCUAGGGCCUUGACUGAUGCUGGAGUACUGUUUAGAUAUCAGGCGUAUGCUGAUGAAGGACACGACCUUGAAGGUGUUAUCGAGCAUGUUUACCGGUCAAUGGAAGAUUACCUCCUAGAGUGCUUGUCCCUCGACCCAGAAGACACCAAGCUGCCUCCGCCAGAUAGAUAAAAGACAGCACUCGGCCACGUGACUAACGACAUAUUACGCAUCACUAUAGACUACUUACACUUGUUAUCCCAUUAUUGUGUAUAUAUGUAAAUGGAAUAGUGCUUUAAAGUGUGUUCUCUAGUAAAUUUAUUUACGCCUUCCUAUUUGACGACGCUAGAUUUAUCGAGCGUGUUUGAAAUAUUUAAUAUAAUAUUAGUAUUAUUAAGCGUCUUAUGAUUAAUAUAAUGAGUUCACACAGUCAAAUAUUUGCUAUAGUAUCUCGUAGUAUAACGAACGCGUUAUAUGGGUCGGUCUGAACGUUCAGAGGUAUUUUUUUAUUCUAUCUUUGUUUGUCUUUCCACACGUCAUCGCUUUAGCAGUCUGGCUUCUCUAUAAACUUCUAUAGUAUUUCAUAGUGUUGUAAAUUGUAAUGUGGUUUUGAAUCUAAAUAAUUAAUAUUGGAAGCGUUCUAAUACGCCAUCAAUUUGUACUUAAUAUUUAUAUUUGUUGACGUUGUAAAGACUUAUUGUAAUCACAAUAUUCAUAGCAAUUCGAGCUUUACCCUUUAGGCUUUACUGUUACCCUUUCUACUUCCACAUUUAUAACGGGAUGUACUGUCGUUACUAUACUGUGUUAGGUUUCCUUUCGUAUUGUUUUAUUAGUGAAUAAACGAAAAUUUUCAAUCUUUAUUUUUAUAAACAUUAAAAUUCAAUUACAUAAAAUGAGCUUAUCAUUUAGGGAAUCUACUAGGCCUUUAAUAAUAUAUAUAUAUUUUCUUUUUGUGAUACGUUACAGAUAUUUAUAUGUUACUUUUGAUAAAGUUUAAGCGCUGUUUGAUAUACCUCAUGCAAGUGUAUGAAUAAUGUAAUUCAUAGGUUACUGUAUGAACCCUAAUACAGCAUAUUUAUAAUUAAUAUUUAGAAAUGAAGUGACCUUGAUCAUCCCCAAUCCUUCGCUGCUUUUGCUCCAUCACAUAUAUCACACUUUCCAUAUAUCUUGUAGACCUUAAGUCGGUUUAAUAAAAAAUUGUCACUUUAAUAAGGUCACCAUAGUUCGAAUGUAAAUAUAAGAAUUUUAACGGCAGAUUAAAUUAUCGUUUGUAUAUCACACGGGAUUUCAAUCGAAUCGUCCCAGAGCUAGUGAAGAAAUCAAUACAAUGAAUUUAUAAUUGAAUAUUUUAAGAUGAUAACGUUUGUUACGAUUUAAAUAACCUGUUAUUAUGUAUCCCAAUACAACGCACGUUAUGACACAAGUCUGUAUAGAUUAGAUAAAACGUAGAAAGCCUUUACACCUUAUUAACUAGAACACCACUAAGUAAAUUCACUGUACACGUUUUAUAUAAAACAAUAAAACAAUGAAACAUCACUCGGAAAUAGUUUUGUGUGAACAAAAAGAACUGACCUCGAACAGGACUAUACUGAUUUGUUUGUUUGUUUGUUGUUGUAAUUAGAUUUUAUAACGUUAGUGAGAAACGGCCACCGUACGUAAAAUUGUACAUGGAAUGAACAUGCACAUGCAAAGUUUCGCAGAUACCAUGCAUCGAAACAGGUCGAAUGUUAGUCUUUGUGGGUAGAAGGAGAUGUGUGCAAUACUUAAAAGUAAGAUUAACAAGAUUUAAAAUAUGUAUGUAUUUGAUGAUAAUAGGGAGUCGUUGUUCUAAACGCUGUGUCGGUGUCAUUGACAUAAUGAUAGGUAGUUCGUUGUUGUUGUAUAGAAAUAUAAAUGUCGAGCGAUAUAUUAUAAGUGUUAUCGGAUACCUGCAUAGACGCAUAUCGUUCCAUUCCAUGUUUGUGAAGACUGCCAAUUUGGUCUAAAUUUUACAAUUAAAUACCUACGAUGUGUCGGUGACAUUAAUUUCAAUCGCCGUUAUUGUCUUAAGGAUGCUGUGAUUCUUCUAUUGCAAAAAAAAAUUUUAUCGAUAUUGUAUUAAAAUAUAUUGAAUAAAUAUUAAAAUUAUAUCUCCAUCUGAUAUACGUAGGGCCUAGUCAAAUCGAAUUCGUUUUAAUUAAUAAAAUUUAAUCUAAGAAUAAUAUUAAUUUAGAAAUUUGAAAAAAUUCUUCCAUAAUUAAUUAAAAUAUAAACUAAAUAAUAAUAUUGCUUUCUUCGAAACUGUAACAAUGUUAGACAAUAUUAUAAAGGGCUAUUCAUAAUGCAUUCAUAUAAAUAAUUAUUAUAAAACGAGAGAUUCUGAAACCAGGUGCUUUAAAAUUAACAUCGUUUUAAUUUUAUUAGCGAAAUUUUUAUGAUAUGAUAGUCCGUGAACGGUUCAUCGGCAACUAGUCGGACGCCGACAGAGUUCAGUGUGGUUACGUAUAGAGAGCAACGUCUAGUUUAAAAAAUAAAACCUUUUUGGUAUAUGCCACUGAAUAAAAAAUCUAUAAGGUUUUAUCAAGUAACACCAAUAUGUUAAGAGUAGUAAUAUGUUAUGUAAUCGAAGUGACAGGCUGAUAGUACUAUCCACUCCUGAUCAACCUAUUUCGGACACAUAGCUUCUAAUACCAAUUAUUUUACCUAAAGCCCUUAGUCUUCCAGCGUAGCGAAUGCUUCCAAAGCCAUAAAACUAUUGGGGCGGAAAAAUAGAAACUAUGUGAUGACUAUGUCAAUUAUUUCCUUAUCUCCACUCGCGUCAGUUGUGAUUUAUUUCCUAAUGUUUGUGAUUCCAUCGUAAAUUAGUUUAGAUUUCUGUGCUAGUUUCUCUUAUAUAUGGGUGUGUUUUAAAAUGUCGAUCAGUGACGCUCUGUCCUUAGUGAUCCUCUGCAGAAUGUGGACUGUACUUGACAUGGAUUUAGCCAUCUGUGACACUGAAUCUGAAUUGGAAGGAGUAAGGUAUAUAAAUGGAGUAUGUCAAGUUCAGUCUGAAUGCAGUGUAGUGUCAGCCUUCGCAUCUUCAUAGUGGUGUCGGACGGCUCCGUAGCUAUUAGAUGGAUGGUAUGCGCGAUGUUGAACACAAUAAUACUUCAUCCACGUAUCCUACUAUGAGCUCGCACUAUCAACCAUCAUGACUGUCUCUACUGCUAUUAACCAGACGUCACUAGGCUAGACUCUAGACUAGAGAUUCAUAGUUGUUACAAAAUACAGGGCGUUCUUAUAUAUUAUUGUAUUCAGUGACGCGCCGUUUGAUGGCCCUAGUGAAAAUUAUAUUCUACGUUGUUGUUAAUCAGUGUUAUAAAUCUUAUUGUCUUGUUUAAGAGUUACAGUGUUGUAUAGAUCGGUAUGUUUUUUUUUUUUGGAAAUUCUGAGGUAUUUCUGUUAUUUAUGUAAAGUUUCUUUGAAUAAAUUAAAUUUUCAUAAUCGUUAA
Danaus plexippus (monarch butterfly) is the source of this 6506-nucleotide messenger RNA. RefSeq names its product inactive dipeptidyl peptidase 10. Gene Ontology annotation, biological process: proteolysis. The transcript has 19 exons. The record is from RefSeq and is a predicted model, not a curated record. The coding region runs from base 569 to 3229 and encodes 886 amino acids. Lineage: Eukaryota; Metazoa; Arthropoda; Insecta; Lepidoptera; Nymphalidae. Gene Ontology annotation, molecular function: serine-type peptidase activity; dipeptidyl-peptidase activity.